AUGGUACUGCAGCACCUCGAUCUGCUGCGGCGGAAGCGCAUCGUGCUCGCCUCUGCCUCGCCGCGUCGGCGGGAGAUACUCGAGCGGACGGGGCUGCGCCACUUCGAGGUGUGCGUGUCGGGCUUUGCGGAGAACCUUCCCAAGGCCAACUUCACCUGCGGCGGGGACUACGCGCUGUGCACCGCCCGGCACAAGGCGGAGGACGUUGUGCGUCAGCUGCAGCAGCCGCAGCGGGCCCUCGCGGGCACGGGCGGGAGGAGAAGCAGCUCCGACCCCCCGCCACCGUUCGACCUCCUCAUCGCGGCGGACACGGUGGUCACCAUGCCGGCGCCAGAUGGCGGGGUUGCGAUUAUCGAAAAGCCCUCCACGGCGGAGGCGGCGGCGGCGAUGCUGCGCCGCUUCUCCGGCGCGCAACACGAGGUGUGGAGCGGCGUCGUGCUGGUGGUGCGUGACGAGGCGAGCGGCGCGGGGCUGCACUGGCGCGAGGUGAAGGUGUGCACGACCGUUACUUUUGCGCCGCUCGUGGAGGAGGAGAUCGCCGCGUACGCGGCGGACCGCCGCCACUGGCAGGGGAAGGCCGGCGGCUACGGCAUUCAGGACGCCGCGGCGUGCCUCAUUGCUGCGAUUGAGGGCGACUACUACAACGUGAUGGGGCUCCCGCUGCAGGCGGUGUGCGCGGAGUUGGACCGACUCAUCCGCGACGGCAUCGUGCGGUGA
Messenger RNA from Trypanosoma conorhini, 717 nucleotides. RefSeq names its product septum formation inhibitor, Maf-like protein. The record is from RefSeq and is a predicted model, not a curated record. NCBI's taxonomy places the organism in Eukaryota, Euglenozoa, Kinetoplastea, Trypanosomatida, Trypanosomatidae. Gene Ontology annotation, molecular function: nucleoside triphosphate diphosphatase activity. The transcript has a single exon. The coding region runs from base 1 to 717 and encodes 238 amino acids.